This is a messenger RNA of Merops nubicus (carmine bee-eater), 174 nucleotides long. RefSeq names its product ATPase, H+ transporting, lysosomal 13kDa, V1 subunit G1 (gene ATP6V1G1). Gene Ontology annotation, molecular function: proton-transporting ATPase activity, rotational mechanism. Gene Ontology annotation, biological process: proton transmembrane transport. Gene Ontology annotation, cellular component: vacuolar proton-transporting V-type ATPase complex. The annotation marks the transcript as partial. The record is from RefSeq and is a predicted model, not a curated record. Lineage: Eukaryota; Metazoa; Chordata; Aves; Coraciiformes; Meropidae. The transcript has a single exon.
GCCCUGGGAUCCCACGGCAGCUGCACCACCGAAGUGGAGAAGGAGACCCAGGAGAAGAUGAGUGUGAUCCAGCAGAACUUCCAGAAGAACCGUGAGGUGGUUCUGUCCCAGCUGCUCUCACUGGUGUGUGACAUCAAACCCGAGAUCCACGUCAAUUACCGCAUCAAUGGCUAG